GAGAGGCGGGGGGGGGUUCAACGAGAGCUAGCGUCGCUGUUUGCUAACCGGGAAUAAGCACGGGAAUGGUGCUCUGGAUCGACUCACUGCACCGAGAGAGAAAGGCGAGGGGCACCCGGGUCAGACCACCGAGCUGUGAUAUUUGGACUGAAACUAUUUUUAACAGAGGGAGCGGCUCUCCGGCGGACGAGGGUUGGUGUGGCUGUGCGAGCUAGCUGGCUAGCUGACCGAGGGGAGACGACCCCCACCGCCUGCUCAGGUCCUUCAAAACUGCAGCCAGAGCUAAUGUUAGCCAGGGCACAGUGAAUACACAGCUCUAGGCUUUAAAAAGAGAAUAAUUACAGUCAGAGCCAAGAAGAAAAGAGCUCUCUAAUCACAAGGAGAGAAUAACUUGAGCUAGUUGAAUCGAAACCACAGCUCAAAGGGUUUCUCGGACUCUUUUUUUUGUUUUACAUUUUUAGCAAACAGUUUAUGAAUGCUGUUAGCAAAGUUUGCAACGUGACUCUAGUUUGAAUCUUUUUGUUUGACGCUUUUAUUUUAUUUUUUUUUAAAUUUUUAUUCGGGGGUUUUUCCACUUCGGAUGCUGGCAUCACAUUUUAAUUGCAAUCAUGAUGAUAAUAAGCAGAAAACCAGAGGGCCCAAUAGCAACAGCACGGCAUGGCGAUGGUCUGUAUGACUCGUACAUGAGGACAGACCACAUCCUUAAAGACGAAGCCGAUACAAAAAGUCCGUCUGGGCUGCCCCCCAUGCCCAAACACACAGUUGUCAGUAACAAGACUGUAAUGAGGGAUCAGGUAACUGUGCGAGGUGGCCAGCUGAAGGUCAAGUACCUGUACGAAGACUCUGCCAACAACCGAAAGAUCAAUGCCAUAACCACACCAACCACUCAGAACAGUGGGACCACUGGUCAGACGCCCAGUAAACCUGCCCCGGUCUCCAGCUUAUCCAAGGAGCGCAGUGUAGACAGCACUGAAUCCAGUAAGGGCUCCAGUGAAUCCUCAGGCCCACACGGAGUUGGGAAUGGAGGGAACAGUGGGAAGCUGUGUGGCCCUCUCACCCCUGACCAGGCUCUGAGACUAUAUCGAUCUCAGCUGACCACCCUGGAGCAGACCGAGAUCCACUCCUACCCAGACAUCUACUUUGUGGGACCCAACGCUAAGAAGAGGCCUGCUGUUGCUGGAGGCAACAACAACUGUGGCUACGAUGACGAGCAGGGAGGAUACAUUCAUGCCCCCCAUGACCACCUGGCCUACCGCUACGAGUUCCUCAAGAUUAUUGGUAAAGGUAGCUUUGGCCAGGUGGCGAAGGUUUACGACCACAAACUGCAGCAGCAUCUGGCUCUGAAAAUGGUGCGCAACGAGAAGCGCUUUCACCGGCAGGCGCAGGAGGAGAUCCGCAUCCUGGAGCACCUGCGCAAGCAGGAUCGCAAUGGCACCAUGAAUGUCGUGCACAUGCUUGAAAACUUCACUUUCCGCAACCACAUCUGCAUGACCUUUGAGCUGCUGAGCAUGAACUUGUAUGAGCUUAUCAAGCGCAACAAGUUCCAGGGCUUCAGCCUGCCACUGGUCAGAAAGUUUGCACACUCCAUCCUGCAGUGCCUGGAGGCCCUGAACAGGCAUAGAAUCAUCCACUGUGACCUCAAGCCAGAGAACAUCCUGCUCAAACAACAGGGACGCAGCGGCAUCAAGGUGAUUGACUUUGGCUCCAGCUGUUUUGAACACCAGCGAGUGUACACCUACAUCCAGUCUCGUUUCUAUCGAGCUCCAGAGGUGAUCCUCGGUUCACGCUACGGCCUUCCUAUUGACAUGUGGAGCUUCGGCUGCAUCUUGGCUGAGCUGCUGACUGGCUACCCACUAUUCCCUGGCGAGGACGAGGGCGACCAGCUGGCCUGUGUCAUGGAGCUCCUGGGCAUGCCUCCGCAGAAGGUCCUGGAGCAGGCCAAAAGGGCAAAGAACUUCAUCAACUCCAAGGGCCACCCUCGCUACUGCGGAGCCAACACCCUGCCCACAGGGGCCACUGUACUGACGGGGUCUCGCUCCCGCCGUGGCAAGAUGAGAGGUCCUCCAGGUAGCAAGGAGUGGAGCGCUGCGCUCAAGGGCUGCGAGGACCCCACCUUUACUGACUUCAUAAAGAAGUGUUUGGACUGGGAUCCCUCGUCUCGUCUCACCCCUAGCCUGGCCCUCAGACACCCUUGGCUGUAUCGGCGCCUACCCAAGCCCCUACCUGGGACUGAUAAGAGCCAAGGGGCGACGGUGAAACGGCUCCCCGAGCACCACAGCACCUCCUUCCCCUCUAUCCUGGCCAAAGGGGGGCCUGGCUUAGGCACCACAGCUGCCAACAACAAACUGAGGAGCAACAUGAUGGGAGACUCUGGGGAGGCCAUACCGCUUCGCACGGUCCUACCCAAAUUAGUCUCUUAGAGAGAGAGAGUCCGAUAUCUCCUCUCUCCUUCCACUUCUUCUUCCUCUGAACUCCUCGGGAGGAGUCACAGUGCAGGAGAAAGUGGAGCCUAGGUUUUAAAACUUGUUUGGUUGUUCUUUUAUUUGUUUUCUACUGAGAGGUGUCGACACCCCAGUUCCUGGUUUUUAAUAUUAGCUGAACAGAGAGAGAGAGAGACAAUAAAAGAAACACUCUAAAAAAAAGUUUUUAUACAGAGGAUUUCCUUGAGCGGCUGUGGAAUUUCUAUAUACCGCCAUUGAUGAGGUUUGAUUUAGAUAAUGCUUUUUAAAAA
This is a messenger RNA of Morone saxatilis (striped sea-bass), 2731 nucleotides long. RefSeq names its product dual specificity tyrosine phosphorylation regulated kinase 3 (gene dyrk3). The coding region runs from base 609 to 2420 and encodes 603 amino acids. The record is from RefSeq and is a predicted model, not a curated record. The transcript has 6 exons. Lineage: Eukaryota; Metazoa; Chordata; Actinopteri; Moronidae. Gene Ontology annotation, cellular component: nucleus. Gene Ontology annotation, molecular function: protein serine/threonine kinase activity; protein serine/threonine/tyrosine kinase activity; ATP binding. Gene Ontology annotation, biological process: peptidyl-threonine phosphorylation; peptidyl-serine phosphorylation; positive regulation of cell cycle G2/M phase transition.